Saprolegnia parasitica CBS 223.65 is the source of this 924-nucleotide messenger RNA. RefSeq lists its product as hypothetical. Lineage: Eukaryota; Oomycota; Saprolegniomycetes; Saprolegniales; Saprolegniaceae. The record is from RefSeq and is a predicted model, not a curated record. Gene Ontology annotation, biological process: endonucleolytic cleavage to generate mature 5'-end of SSU-rRNA from (SSU-rRNA, 5.8S rRNA, LSU-rRNA); endonucleolytic cleavage in 5'-ETS of tricistronic rRNA transcript (SSU-rRNA, 5.8S rRNA, LSU-rRNA); ribosomal small subunit export from nucleus. Gene Ontology annotation, molecular function: RNA binding. Gene Ontology annotation, cellular component: nucleolus; 90S preribosome; preribosome, small subunit precursor. The transcript is spliced from 5 exons. Bases 1 to 924 code for a protein of 307 amino acids.
AUGCAGAGCCGGCUGCUCGAGUUCUCCGAGCACGCGAUCUCCAACUAUGUGGUGCAGAACUUCAUCUCGCAUGUGCCGAAUGCGGCGUACGCCGACAUUGUCCUCGACGAAAUGAAGGACGCGCUCUGGACGCUGCUCUCGAUGCACCGCCCGGGUGUCAUCUGGCGUCUCGCCGAGUGCUGCGUGCGCUUCAAGCUCCACUUCGAGCGCUUCUUCAACUCGCUCACGGCCGCAGUCGCCAAGCAGGAGAGCAAGAAGCCCGCGGCGGUGCAGAAGGACGUGGUGCCGGCACUGAUCGCGCUCGAACUCUCCAACUCGCAGAAUGCCAAGCUCUCGCUCAACGUGGCCGGCGCGCGCAUCGUCGAGACGCUGUUGCAGUUCCCCGCGAGCAUCACGGCGCCGCUUGUCAAGAGCAUCCUCGGCUUGAAUGCGCUGCAGCUUGUCGCGCUCUCCAAGGACUCGGUCGGCAGCCGCUGCCUCGUGGAGCCCAUCUGGAACAGCGAGAACGACGAGGCCAAAAUCGAGCUCUUCAACAAGUUCAAGGGCCAGUUUGGCACGCUCGCGAUGGACCGCAACGGCGCCUUCUCGGUCAUCAAGUGCUUCAACACCAUGUCGCUCGAGUACAAGACGAUGAUCGCGGAAGAGCUGUCGUUCAUGGACGCCAAGCUCGUCGGCAACCAUUUCGCGUCCAUGGUCCUCACCAACUGCAACGUGCACGAGUUCAAGACGAACGAGGAAAAGUGGCGGUCGACUUAUGAGCGCAAGCGCAAGGUCAAGGAGCUCUUCUCGGACCUCGUCGACGAGACAUCGUCCACGAAGAAGGACAAGAAGCAGAAGAAGGACAAGAAGGCAGCCAAGAAGGUCGUCUCCGAGACGACGGAACCCAAGGCCAAGAAGGCCAAGAAAGCCAAGAAGGCCAACUAA